AUGGUUGUUUUCGAGCACAUCUCUUCACAUGUUACACGGCAAACACGGGAGCUCAACAGAUUUCAAGAGUUCAUUAUUGUAUUUAUGAAACUAAGACUAAAUGCACCAUUGCAGGAUCUUCCAUACCAGUUUGUUGUUUCAGUGUCGACAAUCUCCAGAAUAUUUUCCCACUGGAUUGUUGUGAUGGACACAAGGUUUUUUCGCGUUGUGUACUGGCCAGAGAGGGACCAACUAUGGAGAAAAAUGCCCCAGUGCUUCCAGUUUGCAUUCGGAAAGAAAACAACUGUUGUGAUUGACUGCUUUGCAGUAUUUAUUGAGAGGCCUUCAAACUUGCUACCCAGGGCACAGACCUUUUCAAGUUACAAACAUCACAAUACAAUCAAAAUUCUGGUCAGGAUAACACCACAAGGAACUAUUUCAUGUGUGUCUGAAGCGUGGGGAGGUAGUGUCUCAGAUAAAUUCAUAACUGAUAACUGUGGCCUCCUGGACAAACUGAUUCCAGGAGACAUGGUGAUGGCAGACCAGGGAUUCACCAUCACUGGGAGUGUUGGACUGAAAAAUGCUAAACUGGUAAAUUUCAGCUUGACCCAGUGGACGUGGAGCAGAUGA
Messenger RNA from Orbicella faveolata, 609 nucleotides. RefSeq lists its product as uncharacterized. The record is from RefSeq and is a predicted model, not a curated record. Lineage: Eukaryota; Metazoa; Cnidaria; Anthozoa; Scleractinia; Merulinidae.